UUGAAUUAAAUUUUCUAACCAAACGUAUGUCGCUUGAAUCACAUCCUUAUGAUUUGUAUAUCAUUAUCACUUGGAGUAAAGUAUGCAGGUUAAAAUUAUUAAAGAUAUUUAGGAAUUUUCAAUAAAAUGUUAUUAAUUUUUAAUAUCAAAAAUCCAAAUGUUAUUUUUUAAAGAAAUUCUGUGGUGCUUUUAGAGAUCCAAAUUUAACUUUGGCGGAGGAUAAUUUGAAUAACUGUUUUCUUCACAGUGUAGAAAGAUGAAGUACAAAACUGCGGUUCUAAGCUGAAAUCUUUUUAAAAGACUUAUUGAAAAUAAUUUAUUCACAAAUAAUUGUAGAGUAGAUUUACUUUCUCUUUUUUUCCAAAGUAGCCUACUUUAGACAUUUUUUUUAAAUUAUUUCACAUGUCGUGUUUCUUCAUUUUUGCCAAUUUACCAAAUUGCAAAUGUUUCUGCUUAAAUAAAUAAAAAAAAUCCUAAUAUAAUUUGUUCACUGUUAAAUAUAUGUGUGUACAUUUUCAAUUUCAAGGCAGUUGGGUUCACAUUAAUGUUGAAAUUUGUAGACACUACGAUCGAUUAGAGAAUAACUGGAGAAUAACUGACUGAGCUGAGGCACAUUUCUACCAUCUGCUGCCGUGAAGCCCUGCUUAGCCCAGUUUUACACUGAGGCCCCAGAGAAGACAGCACACAGCUUAGUGAUUUUAUUCAUUUCCUUUCCCCUUAGCUUUAAUCUGACAAUUGUUGUUGCCUCUUCUAUAGAUUACAAAACAGUUCUCUCACUGUGAUUGUAUUAGUAAAAUCAAUCACGGAUAAUAAUAUCUUCAUUGUUGCUGUUUUAAGCUCACCACCCUCAUCUCCAUGACAAACACCAUGCAAAGGGUACGCCAGGAUAUGCAUUGCGCAUGCUCGAGGCGCAGUGGAAGCCAUGUUGGAGUUACAUUGGAUUCGGGCUGGGAUCUUUUGACGCCGUAUGUUUUUUUUUAAGAGAAAACCAGUUUUCGUGUUUUUGUCGGGUUCGUCAGAUUGUAAACGAUGAACUCCAGUGUCGAUCUGUCCCGGCGGAACCCGCAGGAGGAUUUCGAGCUGAUCCAGCGGAUAGGAAGCGGCACAUACGGAGAUGUAUACAAGGCUCGUAAUGUAAACACAGGGGAGCUGGCUGCUAUCAAAGUCAUCAAACUGGAACCGGGUGAGGACUUUGCUGUCGUCCAGCAGGAGAUCUUAAUGAUGAAGGACUGUAAACACUCUAACAUUGUUGCCUAUUUUGGCAGCUAUCUCCGAAGGGAUAAAUUAUGGAUCAGCAUGGAGUAUUGUGGAGGAGGUUCUCUGCAGGAUAUCUAUCAUGUAACAGGGCCUCUGUCAGAGUCCCAGAUAUCCUACAUGUCACGGGAGACGCUGCAGGGUUUAUACUACCUACACAGUAAAGGCAAAAUGCACCGAGAUAUCAAGGGAGCCAACAUCCUCCUGACAGACAACGGCUACAUUAAACUUGCUGAUUUUGGUGUGUCAGCCCAGAUCACAGCCACUCUUGCCAAGAGAAAGUCGUUUAUUGGAACGCCUUACUGGAUGGCUCCAGAGGUGGCAGCAGUGGAGAGGAAGGGGGGCUACAAUCAGUUGUGUGAUAUCUGGGCUGUGGGGAUUACUGCAAUAGAGCUGGCAGAACUACAGCCACCCAUGUUUGACCUGCACCCGAUGAGGGCUCUGUUCCUGAUGACCAAGAGUAACUUCCAGCCUCCGAAGUUGAAAGAUAAACUCAAGUGGACAAAUAACUUCCAUCAUUUUGUGAAACUAGCCCUUACCAAGAACCCAAAGAGGAGGCCCACGGCAGAGAAACUGCUGCAGCACCCGUUCGUCUCCCAGCCUCUCAGCAGGACGCUGGCGAUCGAGCUGCUGGACAAAGCCAACAACCCCGACCACAGCACGUACCACGACAUUGAUGACGACGAGCCUGAACCUGAGUCGCCAGUCUCCGUUCCUCAUCGCAUCCGCUCCACCAGCAGGAGCACGAGGGAAGGAAAGACCCUGUCCGAGAUAAACUUUGGACAAGUGAAGUUUGAUCCUCUUUUGAGAAAGGAGACAGAACCUCAUCACGAGCCGUGUGAUUCUGAGCCCUAUCUGGACUGUGUUGAGGAGCUCUACUAUACCGCGAGAUCUAAUCUGGACUUGCAGUUGGAGUAUGGCCACGAUUCACCAAGUCUGCUGGGAGGAAACAAGAGCCUUCUGAAAUCUGUCGAGGAGGAGCUUCAGCAAAGGGGCCAUGUUGCAUACUUAGGGGAUGAUGAGGAUGAGGAUGAUGAUGGUGCAGAUGAUGAUGAAACUCACACUCACAAAUCAAGCACUAUCAAGCGGCCGAAGGAGCCACCUCCACUCCCUCCGAAGCCUAAGCCCAGCAGCUCCUCCCAGCAGCAGCCUCACCAGAAAAAUGAUGAUAGCCAAUCACACAUCGAGGACGACGCCGGAGGGGGAGGAACCAUCAAGCGCUGCCCAGCCUCAAAGGCACCGAGCCCCGCCAGGCCGCCCUCCAGCGUCCCCCCACGGCCUCCGCCCCCGAAGCUGCCACCCCAUCGCCGCAGCAGCUUAGGUAAUGGACUGAACUCUCCCCACAAUGGUGAGAGGGAAGGAGCGGGAGAGAGGCAGUCCACCAUGCCCCCUAGUGUCCCUGUACGGAAAGAUAAGAAGGAUGUUCCGAAGCCUAUGAGUAAUGGUCUUCCUCCAACACCUAAAGUCCAUAUGGGUGCAUGUUUCUCCAAGGUGUUCAACGGCUGCCCGCUAAAGGUCCACUGCGCCACGUCAUGGAUCAACCCCGACACCAGAGAUCAGUAUGUGAUAUUCGGAGCUGAGGAGGGAAUCUACACUUUGAACCUUAAUGAGCUUCAUGAGACGACAAUGGAGCAGCUCUUCCCUCGCAGGUGUACGUGGUUGUAUGUCAUGAACAACUGUCUUCUUUCUAUAUCUGGAAAAGCCUCCCAGCUGUACUCCCACAGUCUGUCCGGGCUCUUUGAACAGGCUAGACAGUUACAGAAGUUACCAGUAGCCAUUCCUACACACAAACUUCCUGAUAAAAUUAUACCAAGGAAGUUUGCUGUUUCCAAUAAGAUUCCAGAGACUAAAGGGUGCCAAAAGUGCUGCGUAGUCCGUAACCCGUACACAGGCCAUAAAUACUUGUGCGGGGCCUUCCAGUCGAGUGUCAUGUUGCUGGAGUGGGUGGAGUCCAUGCAGAAGUUCAUGCUCAUUAAGACCAUUGAUUUCCCGUUGCCAUGUCCGUUGGAAGUCUUUGAGAUGUUGGUGGUCCCAGAGCAGACCUACCCUCUUAUCUGCGUGGCGGUCAGCAAAGGAACCGAACUCAACCAGGUGGUGCGAUUCGGCACCGUCAACCCAAAUGUUACCUCCUCCUGGUUCACAGAAGCAGACAUGCCGCAGACAUGUGUGAUCCACGUCACGCAGCUGGAGCGAGACACUAUUCUAGUCUGCCUGGACAGAUGUAUAAAGAUAGUGAACCUCCAGGGCCGGCUAAAAUCCAGCCGGAAGUUAUCCGCCGAACUCACCUUCAACUUCCAGAUCGAAGCCAUAGUUUGUCUUCAGGACAGUGUGCUGGCCUUCUGGAGACAUGGCAUGCAGGGUCGCAGUUUCAAGACCAAUGAGAUCACACAAGAGAUCUGUGACAACACACGCAUCUUCAGACUACUGGGAUCCGACAGGGUGGUGGUGUUGGAGAGCCGGCCUACAGACAACCCGACAGCCAACAGCAACCUCUACAUCCUGGCGGGCCACGAAAACAGCUACUGAGUCCCACACUCGCACCGUGGCUGCAGUGAAUAAACACCUGACCACUAACACAGACGAGGGAGCAACAACAUGAGCUGGUAGUCGCAUUCAUCCCACCACCGCAGCUUAACCCUACCCCACCUUGGCCUUCUCGGCCAGCCUGCCGGUAACGUGAGGGAGAGAUUAGUAGUUUGUGAAUGCAGGACUUGAUUUUGCACCCUUUUAAAAUGCGUCAGUGUGUUUAUAUGUGAAAGGUGUUAGUUAGGGGAGAGAAGGAGAAUCUUGGACUAGUUUAUGUCAAAGUAGAGUCUAAACCCUUGGUCUGAAGGCAGUGAUAGUUGUCCUUUCUAAGACACAGCAUCCCUCCUGAUACCCUCCAACCUUUCCCUGCAGACUGCACCUGGAGUAUAAAAACAUGGAGAAAACACAUCAAUGCUAUACUAGUUCUACUUGUAAUACUACUGCUGUUUGUGCUGAAGCUUCAUAGAAGGGCGACCAUGCCCCAGAAACCCAGCCUUCCUCUAUAUCCUUUCAGCUCCUUUUUCUUUCUUCCCACAUUUUUUAACUGUCCCUUUAUUUAUUUUGGCAUGAUGUAACUUUAUUAACAAGGAUGGCUCUCUUAAUUUGCCGUAUUCUUUUUUUUUUUUAAAGACAAAAAAAGAAACCAGAGGAAAAACUUCUGCCAUCUUCACUAAGAUUAAAUCCCAGUACCUGUCACUACAUCACACAAGUGCUUAUUAAACCUUUAUUUAAUUGUUGUAAAUAUAAAUGUUUUGGGUUCGUGUUUUUUUGUUUUUUUUUAAUAUUGGCAAAGACGAACACUAAAAAAAAAAAAAAGUUCUGGUUGUGUGUAUAUGUGUGUGAAUAGCUGCUCUGUUGAACUGUGGAGACACAAAGAGACCCCGAAGUGCAGAGGAUCCACGGAUUUUCAAGUUUCUCGUUCUUCAAACGUGCCGAGGUUCGGGUCUCCUCAGGUGGACGGCUUUAGUAAUCAGACAUUUCCCUCAGAACGUUUGAGCUGUAAGAUCCUGAUGAACAAACAAGGUAUGCGACUGUGUUUUCUUUGUUUUCAUGCUGCAUGCAUUGUGAUCCUCAUUUCUGCCCCAUCACUCAGAGUUAUGUUCUCCUACGUUUCAGCAUCAUCCCUUUCAGUUUUUUAAUGCUGUUUUAUUCAGAAAUAUUUGUCCUUUUCAUGUUUUUUUUUAUUAUUAUUUUUAUUAAACCACUGGUAUUUAAAAUUUGCACAAGAAAAAAUGUAGUUCAUUAACAAAUGUGGUGUCAUUAUAGUAUGUGACCAUGUGUGUGUGACCAUGGACAUGUGUGCCUGUAGAGUGCAUUGUGUACAGAUCUGGUUUUUAUCUGGCUGAGGUCACUUUGAAGGAGCAGCGAGAAAUAAAAAACAACAAUAAAUUAUUAAGCAGGAUUUAAACAGAAAUAAGUUUGAUUGUUAGCUAAAAUAAUUCAUUUUAACAUAUCUGCAGUUUAAACUCCUUUUAAUGAGAUGCCAGAGAAAGAACUGUUUUCUCCAGCGACAUUGAGGACUGCCCCUCCCCUACCUCUUGCUGCACACUGACAGUCAGCAGGAUGAAGGAUGAGCUACUAAACUUUUCCCUCUCUUAAAAAUAAGACAAAUUUGUCUGUUUCUCAUUGUUUCUCGUCACUGGAAACAUUUUUUGUCUUUCUAUGGAAACUAAAGGAGCACCACCCAUCACUCUUCACCCUAGCUGACCGAAUGCUUACUAUCCUGCACAUAUCCUGACUAAAUAACCAGCCAUUAUCAGCCUGUUAUGCUCUCAGUGUUACCCUAUAAAAAGCACAGUAUCCAAAAAUGAAUAUAUUCUUCACAAUAAACACUUGAAAGCAAAGUUUAUCUGCUGUUCAUCCUGCAUUUAAAUGUUACUGUAAUAAUAUUUUACAAGCAGGAGGAGUUCUUGUGGAUUUGUUGUUCUAAAUAUAAGCAUUUAGAUCAUGAUAAGCAUUUUUGGUUUUAAAUAAUCCUUCAAUCAACAUCUGAUCCUAGCCCAUGUCUAGCUGCUCUUCUAUGCUGUAGUCCUGGUUAUAAAUUCAAGUAUUCAAGUAAAACUACAACGAAGUAUAAGGGCCAUUGUAGAUCAAAGAAAAGAAAUAAUUUGGAGUAGUUUCCGUCAAAAAACAACAAUUUCAGAGAUACGAAAAUAUUCCCUCUUGAAAAGUUGUAAAGUUGCUAGAAAAAAUAACUUUCCAAGAUUAAAGGCAUAAAUGUACGAUAGAGUGAGAGUGGUGGAUCUGGACUUCUUGCUUUUCUUUGUUGCAAAACUCUCACUUAGAAAACUUCUCAUGUUUUAAAUGCAAACUUCUGACCUUGCAAUGUUUUAUUGUAAAUUUAUACCUUUUAAUUAAAAAUUUUCCUAAAUUUUCCUAAAUACAUAUUGUAUUUAACAAACAAAGUAAAGGGUAGAAAUUGUUUCAAAGGUGCAACAUGAGAAAAAUCUGAGAAAAUUACAAUAGCAGACUUCUGUCCUGUUAAAAAUAAAUAAGUAGAAUUUUCCCCAAUAAACAUAAAGUCCUUUGUUUCUAAGUCCGCAAUAUAUGUUUUUGGAUACAUCUUUUUUUUUUUUUUUCAGAUUUUCAUCAGAACACAUCAUUUCUCUGUAAUUCCCAAAAUGUAGAAAUAUUUUAAAGUCCAACGUCUGUAACAGAGAGCAAACUUUAUGCACUAUAUCCGCACCACAUGGGUUGUAGAGGAGUGGGCAGGGCUGUAUGCCAACAGCCCUAAAAGCUGUGAUCCUGCUUCUCACAACUUUCACGUGUGUUUGGGUUACAUCACCCUCCCUUAUGCAGAAAAUAACCUUUCAGACCUGUAGUGAAAUUUUCUGCUUUGUAAUUUUUUUUUGUUGGUAUCAUUCCUCUUCUCCAUACAUGUGCUAGUUGAGGUACAGAACAGAGAUGUACAAACCCUUCAUUUAGAUAAGAAAAACACUUCCUGCAACUGUAGAGCCAGUAAACAUCAGACGUCAGUGCUGUUUGGCAACCAUCUUAUCAGAGCUUUGCUGCUACCUGCUGGUGUAUUUCGGAGACCUGCCAUGUAAAGCGGAGCAGCCCCUCCCUUGUAGCAAAUUAAAGUUGCUGUUUCAACUUUUGGGACAAGAAAUUCUGAGCAUACUUCUGUAGCCACUAAAUACUGACACGGUUACAAAUGACCAGUACAGCUACAGAGUUCUGGUUUAGAUAUCGUAUCAAUGACUUCUCGUAAUUUAUAAAAGAAAUCUGGCAGCAGAGCCAAAUUAAUAUAAUAUAAUAAUAAAUACAUGCUAGAAAUUGAGCUUCUGCUCUCAUUAGAUGAUUAAAACUCCUACCAGCCACAAGAGGAGCAACACUGCGGUUUAUUUUUAAUGUUCUUGGGUUCUGAUUGCUCAUGUUAGAUCACCAACCCAUAGGUGAAUGUAAAAGCUCCAGGGUCCAGUUACAACUCCUCAACACAAGACAUAGAAUCUGUCUUUUGCCCUCACUAUCAUGGCUUCAUGCAACCUCUGACUGACAGGAAUAACUUCACUACAUUUAAACAGGAUUUAAUGUUGAUCAAAGGAACCUUUAGUUGGGUUUUCUAGUUAAACACACUGUUUGGAGAACUUAUUUUUAUAGCUUAUAUUCAGAAUAAGUGUUUUAUUCUUAAAAUGCAUUAACUGGAGACACUCAUUGAAGAGGUAUAUGCCAAACUGAUCGAACUUAUUUUAGCUAACAUUGUACACUUCAUUUUGAUUAUUGGAAGUUUCUUUUACACUUGAGACAAACUAUAAAUAAAGAGCAAACAAAAGAAAAUUUUAAUAAUACAAAAUGAAGUAGGGGCUGCUUUUAUGGCAAGCAAUAUAUGUAUAUAUAUCUAUAUAUUUUAAUAUAUUGCUUAAACCUGUUCUUAAACUUUGUGGGCAUAUUUAGAUAGUCUACCUCGUGAUUUCUCCUAGAUUUAAAAAUAAAUAAUCAGCUUCUGAGGACAGAUAUCAGCAGGUUUGUGUUAAACUCAUUAUGUUGUCUUAAAUUUCUCCUUCUACCAAGCGGUUGUGUGUUAUUGAACAGCGGUUAAUCAAAUAAAUCACAUCACCAAUAAAAUGUUUCUCCUAAACAAUGUUUUUUUUUUUUUUUUUUUUAUCUGAAUUUAUUUCAGAGAAUCUGAUUUUAGGAUAUUUCUGUGGCCAAUUUGUUUUCACUCAACUGAGCUGUUAAGGUUUCUCUAGCUUGUUCUAUCAUGGGAAAUGUCUAUCAUGUGUUCAUGUUUCAUUACAUCAUGCUGUUCCCUAACUUCUGCCCUCUUAUUCUCAACCCUAUAAAUGCUGAAAGCAGGUGAAAUCUGUGUCUAACAUCUGCUUAACUUGAGUGGAGUGUCAUGUAGAAUUAAUCUGUUUUUAAGAUGUGUUGGGUACCGGAUGUGUGAAUUUUCUGGAUGAAAGGUAAGCCAAGUGGCUUUACUAUUAUUGCCUUGGGAUUUCAUGUUUCAUGAUUUCAUGAGCGUCACCUGUCUGCUGCUCUCAGCUGAUCAGUGUUAGGUUCUUCAGAGUUACUACCCGAAGCUGUUUGAUCUCCUCAUCUCCUGAUGUUGAGCAGAAACGCAGCAGGUGACGCCUCCUCUGUCGUUAUCACAUCACUUUUGUUUUUGUUUUUUUGUUUCUUUUUCAUAACGCAAUGCAAACGUUAUGCAGUGUAAAUAGUGUAAAAUAAAAAUGGGUUUGUUUUACAUACUGUAUAAUUGCCUAUAUUUUAUUUCAGAAGUGUAACAGAUUUAUGAGAUGACAGGUUAACACAUUAAAACGAAGGAAGUGAA
This is a messenger RNA of Girardinichthys multiradiatus, 8554 nucleotides long. Its product is annotated as mitogen-activated protein kinase kinase kinase kinase 3-like. NCBI's taxonomy places the organism in Eukaryota, Metazoa, Chordata, Actinopteri, Cyprinodontiformes, Goodeidae. Gene Ontology annotation, molecular function: ATP binding; MAP kinase kinase kinase kinase activity. Bases 1030 to 3780 code for a protein of 916 amino acids. The transcript is spliced from 35 exons. Gene Ontology annotation, biological process: protein phosphorylation. The record is from RefSeq and is a predicted model, not a curated record.